Messenger RNA from Fragaria vesca subsp. vesca, 902 nucleotides. RefSeq lists its product as uncharacterized. The transcript has 3 exons. Lineage: Eukaryota; Viridiplantae; Streptophyta; Magnoliopsida; Rosales; Rosaceae. The record is from RefSeq and is a predicted model, not a curated record. The coding region runs from base 114 to 707 and encodes 197 amino acids.
AACCCAAAAUACAAGUUCCUUCCUUCUUAGGUCAAGCACGCACAGAGUUUCUGCCAUUUAACAGAAUCCCUAGCUUACCUUAUUGCAUUAUUCGAUCAGCUAUACCGGCGGUUAUGGCUUCUAAGUUCGGCUUCAUGACCCUUGCAGUCCUCGCUCUUGCGCUAGCCGUUUGCGUGCAAGGCACUCUAGGGGGAGUGACAUGUGAGAAUCUAGACGAAAGCACUUGUGCAUUCGCGGUGUCAUCAUCAGCCAAACGUUGUGUGCUUGAGAAGCACAUAAAGAGGAGCGGAGAGGAAGCAUACACAUGCCGCACAUCUGAAAUUGAAGCAGAUAAACUGAAGGACUGGAUCGAAAGCGAAGAGUGCAUCAAAUCUUGCGGCCUAGACCGCAAGUCCUACGGAAUCUCAUCCGACUCUCUCCUCGAGUCUUGCUUCGCACAAAAGCUUUGCUCUCCUCAGUGCUACGGCAGCUGCCCCAACAUUGUUGACCUUUACUUCAACCUCGCAGCUGGUGAAGGGGUGUUCCUUCCAAAACUAUGUGAAGCACAAGGAGCAAAUGCUCGUAGGCAAAUGUCGGAGAUCCGAAGCUCUGGAUUUGUUGCACCAGGACCAGUAAAGUCAGCUAAUUUGGUAGCAGAGGCACCAGUAAACUACAUGAACUUGAAAGCUGAAUACUACGUUGCUCCUGCACAGGCACCAGCCUACUAAAUUUGAUCACCCCCAAAUGCAUCUUCUACAUCAUUCGGGGCCCGUGUGUUAUUGUAGUCACUAUCUUAUCAUGUGUCAAAUCAGAGUCAGUAUUAUUCUAUAGAUUAGUUAUGUCUUCUAUGUAGCAGAAGGGUGUGUUCUGGCAAUAGUCAUCUAGCUUUGUAUAUGCUUAAAUACACCCAUUGAUUGAAACAG